AGAAUUCUCAUGCUAUUGUACCAGGUAUGACUUUUCCUAAUGAUUCACAUAUUUCUAAUGAAAUUACUUGCAAUUCUGAGGAAAAUAUGUUAAAUGAACCUAAUCAUGAUCGAAAACCUGAUGUGGUUUGGAUAGAUGCUGAUUUUUCUAACGAUCCUACGCUCUGCAAUGACAGUCCUAAUGAAUUUCAUAAGAAUAUUUCAGAAGAAUCAAAUCCUGAUGUCAUAUCAUAUAUUACCUAUCCUCAUAAUGCAUUUGAUCCUUGUGAAAAACCUGCUCAAUGCGAAGCACGAGUACUAAGUGACCUCGAGUUUUAUUACAUUUCGGAUGAUUUCAUAUCAACUGCUGUUUACCCUUAUCACAAAAACAGUUCUAAUGUUUACUCUAAACAAUGUGAGAAAUAUGUUUUAAAUGAAGCCACAUUAUUCAUAACUUGGGGAUAUAAAGAUCCAAAAUUAUUUCGUGGGGGAGGAUAGUGUUGAAAAAUCUAUGGUUCAAAUUCUAGAUAUUAUUGAUUUCAUUACAAAACCGACAUGCUGGUUGUAUACAAUUCCAGGUGAGUCUGUUCCGAUUUCGUUUGUUAAUUCCAAUACUAAUGAGCACUUUCUAGAUACUACAAAGUUUUUAUCUUAUACAAUGUAGGACAGACUCAGGAUGAACUUAACAAGAAGACGUACAACCGAUUACAAACACUUAUACUUCUAUUUAAGCUGUGGCGGAUGUGGUGUUUGAAUUAACUAAUGAUUCUUUUGUACUUGUUGAAUGCUCGAUUUCGAAUUCUAAAUACAAUACAUUCGUUUGUGCCUGUGUCUUCUUAAUUCAAUUGCGUUAAUCCUGGAAUUCCUAGUUCAUACGAGAAUUCGAAUACUAUAUUGGCGUCGCGAUGGAGCCUGCAAUGGAAAAGUUAGAUAUUCAUUCAACUCCUGGAGCUUUUGAGGAUUAUUUGGAAAGGUUCGAAAUCUGGAGCAUGACCAAAGAAGAUGAUGAGGAUGUUAAUAUUGUGGCAUACUUCCUCACAUUCAUUGGGAGAGAAGCGUACAGCUUACUAAAAACUUUGGCAUAUCCAGAAAAAUCUAUCUCACUCCCUUAUGCAACUCUUAAAGAGCUAUUAUUAAGUCAUGUAAAAUGCACCAGUUUUGAAUGCCGUGAAAGGGCGAAGUUUCAUAAGAUGGUUCGUCAAAAUGACCAAAAGGGUCGGGAAUUCAUCCUUGAAUUACAGAAACAAGCUGCCAAGUGUAAUUUCGGUGGUCAACUUUAUGUGCAACUGAGAGAUCGAUUAAUUGCAGGAAUUAACAUACCGAGUUUGGAAAGAGAGCUGUUAAGAAUGCCAAACUGUUCCUUUCAAGAUGCUAGAACUGCAUGUAUUAACUACGGAGCAGUCAAUGAACUUGAUAUCCAGUUGAUGAAGAUUUCUAAUACUUUGCUUAGUGGUCGUGAUGAACUACAAUCUCAGGGUCAAUCAAACUUGCGUUCAUUUAACAGUGAUUCCUAUUCUCGUGUAAAUAUGAAAGGUGUUUCAACAAGGAAUUACAAAGCAAAUCACAAAGGUGAGAUGAAGUUUGGUAAAGGUUUAUCAUGUGGAAAGUUUCAUGCUCGCAAUCCAUGUGUAUUUCGUAAUGCUAAAUGUUUUAAAUGUGGUAAGGUAGGACACAUUCAGUCAGUAUGCAAAGCUACUGUCCAUUUUGCUUCAAGCUGUACUAAAUCUUGUAAUUUAAAUUUAAAUAAUUCGGAUGUUUCUAAUGAUCAUUUAUCUUUAUCAACGAUUUCAAAAGACAGUACAGAGUCAUAUGACAGUUCAGAGUUAGAUGAAAUCCAGAAUUCUUGUGAGACAACAGUUCCUAAUCAACCGAUUUAUCAGAAUUCUCAUGCUAUUGUACCAGGUAUGACUUUUCCUAAUGAUUCACAUAUUUCUAAUGAAAUUACUUGCAAUUCUGAGGAAAAUAUGUUAAAUGAACCUAAUCAUGAUCGAAAACCUGAUGUGGUUUGGAUAGAUGCUGAUUUUUCUAACGAUCCUACGCUCUGCAAUGACAGUCCUAAUGAAUUUCAUAAGAAUAUUUCAGAAGAAUCAAAUCCUGAUGUCAUAUCAUAUAUUACCUAUCCUCAUAAUGCAUUUGAUCCUUGUGAAAAACCUGCUCAAUGCGAAGCACGAGUACUAAGUGACCUCGAGUUUUAUUACAUUUCGGAUGAUUUCAUAUCAACUGCUGUUUACCCUUAUCACAAAAACAGUUCUAAUGUUUACUCUAAACAAUGUGAGAAAUAUGUUUUAAAUGAAGCCACAUUAUUCAUAACUUGGGGAUAUAAAGAUCCAAAAUUAUUUCGUGGGGGAGGAUAGUGUUGAAAAAUCUAUGGUUCAAAUUCUAGAUAUUAUUGAUUUCAUUACAAAACCGACAUGCUGGUUGUAUACAAUUCCAGGUGAGUCUGUUCCGAUUUCGUUUGUUAAUUCCAAUACUAAUGAGCACUUUCUAGAUACUACAAAGUUUUUAUCUUAUACAAUGUAGGACAGACUCAGGAUGAACUUAACAAGAAGACGUACAACCGAUUACAAACACUUAUACUUCUAUUUAAGCUGUGGCGGAUGUGGUGUUUGAAUUAACUAAUGAUUCUUUUGUACUUGUUGAAUGCUCGAUUUCGAAUUCUAAAUACAAUACAUUCGUUUGUGCCUGUGUCUUCUUAAUUCAAUUGCGUUAAUCCUGGAAUUCCUAGUUCAUACGAGAAUUCGAAUACUAUAUUGGCGUCGCGAUGGAGCCUGCAAUGGAAAAGUUAGAUAUUCAUUCAACUCCUGGAGCUUUUGAGGAUUAUUUGGAAAGGUUCGAAAUCUGGAGCAUGACCAAAGAAGAUGAUGAGGAUGUUAAUAUUGUGGCAUACUUCCUCACAUUCAUUGGGAGAGAAGCGUACAGCUUACUAAAAACUUUGGCAUAUCCAGAAAAAUCUAUCUCACUCCCUUAUGCAACUCUUAAAGAGCUAUUAUUAAGUCAUGUAAAAUGCACCAGUUUUGAAUGCCGUGAAAGGGCGAAGUUUCAUAAGAUGGUUCGUCAAAAUGACCAAAAGGGUCGGGAAUUCAUCCUUGAAUUACAGAAACAAGCUGCCAAGUGUAAUUUCGGUGGUCAACUUUAUGUGCAACUGAGAGAUCGAUUAAUUGCAGGAAUUAACAUACCGAGUUUGGAAAGAGAGCUGUUAAGAAUGCCAAACUGUUCCUUUCAAGAUGCUAGAACUGCAUGUAUUAACUACGGAGCAGUCAAUGAACUUGAUAUCCAGUUGAUGAAGAUUUCUAAUACUUUGCUUAGUGGUCGUGAUGAACUACAAUCUCAGGGUCAAUCAAACUUGCGUUCAUUUAACAGUGAUUCCUAUUCUCGUGUAAAUAUGAAAGGUGUUUCAACAAGGAAUUACAAAGCAAAUCACAAAGGUGAGAUGAAGUUUGGUAAAGGUUUAUCAUGUGGAAAGUUUCAUGCUCGCAAUCCAUGUGUAUUUCGUAAUGCUAAAUGUUUUAAAUGUGGUAAGGUAGGACACAUUCAGUCAGUAUGCAAAGCUACUGUCCAUUUUGCUUCAAGCUGUACUAAAUCUUGUAAUUUAAAUUUAAAUAAUUCGGAUGUUUCUAAUGAUCAUUUAUCUUUAUCAACGAUUUCAAAAGACAGUACAGAGUCAUAUGACAGUUCAGAGUUAGAUGAAAUCCAGAAUUCUUGUGAGACAACAGUUCCUAAUCAACCGAUUUAUCAGAAUUCUCAUGCUAUUGUACCAGGUAUGACUUUUCCUAAUGAUUCACAUAUUUCUAAUGAAAUUACUUGCAAUUCUGAGGAAAAUAUGUUAAAUGAACCUAAUCAUGAUCGAAAACCUGAUGUGGUUUGGAUAGAUGCUGAUUUUUCUAACGAUCCUACGCUCUGCAAUGACAGUCCUAAUGAAUUUCAUAAGAAUAUUUCAGAAGAAUCAAAUCCUGAUGUCAUAUCAUAUAUUACCUAUCCUCAUAAUGCAUUUGAUCCUUGUGAAAAACCUGCUCAAUGCGAAGCACGAGUACUAAGUGACCUCGAGUUUUAUUACAUUUCGGAUGAUUUCAUAUCAACUGCUGUUUACCCUUAUCACAAAAACAGUUCUAAUGUUUACUCUAAACAAUGUGAGAAAUAUGUUUUAAAUGAAGCCACAUUAUUCAUAACUUGGGGAUAUAAAGAUCCAAAAUUAUUUCGUGGGGGAGGAUAGUGUUGAAAAAUCUAUGGUUCAAAUUCUAGAUAUUAUUGAUUUCAUUACAAAACCGACAUGCUGGUUGUAUACAAUUCCAGGUGAGUCUGUUCCGAUUUCGUUUGUUAAUUCCAAUACUAAUGAGCACUUUCUAGAUACUACAAAGUUUUUAUCUUAUACAAUGUAGGACAGACUCAGGAUGAACUUAACAAGAAGACGUACAACCGAUUACAAACACUUAUACUUCUAUUUAAGCUGUGGCGGAUGUGGUGUUUGAAUUAACUAAUGAUUCUUUUGUACUUGUUGAAUGCUCGAUUUCGAAUUCUAAAUACAAUACAUUCGUUUGUGCCUGUGUCUUCUUAAUUCAAUUGCGUUAAUCCUGGAAUUCCUAGUUCAUACGAGAAUUCGAAUACUAUAUUGGCGUCGCGAUGGAGCCUGCAAUGGAAAAGUUAGAUAUUCAUUCAACUCCUGGAGCUUUUGAGGAUUAUUUGGAAAGGUUCGAAAUCUGGAGCAUGACCAAAGAAGAUGAUGAGGAUGUUAAUAUUGUGGCAUACUUCCUCACAUUCAUUGGGAGAGAAGCGUACAGCUUACUAAAAACUUUGGCAUAUCCAGAAAAAUCUAUCUCACUCCCUUAUGCAACUCUUAAAGAGCUAUUAUUAAGUCAUGUAAAAUGCACCAGUUUUGAAUGCCGUGAAAGGGCGAAGUUUCAUAAGAUGGUUCGUCAAAAUGACCAAAAGGGUCGGGAAUUCAUCCUUGAAUUACAGAAACAAGCUGCCAAGUGUAAUUUCGGUGGUCAACUUUAUGUGCAACUGAGAGAUCGAUUAAUUGCAGGAAUUAACAUACCGAGUUUGGAAAGAGAGCUGUUAAGAAUGCCAAACUGUUCCUUUCAAGAUGCUAGAACUGCAUGUAUUAACUACGGAGCAGUCAAUGAACUUGAUAUCCAGUUGAUGAAGAUUUCUAAUACUUUGCUUAGUGGUCGUGAUGAACUACAAUCUCAGGGUCAAUCAAACUUGCGUUCAUUUAACAGUGAUUCCUAUUCUCGUGUAAAUAUGAAAGGUGUUUCAACAAGGAAUUACAAAGCAAAUCACAAAGGUGAGAUGAAGUUUGGUAAAGGUUUAUCAUGUGGAAAGUUUCAUGCUCGCAAUCCAUGUGUAUUUCGUAAUGCUAAAUGUUUUAAAUGUGGUAAGGUAGGACACAUUCAGUCAGUAUGCAAAGCUACUGUCCAUUUUGCUUCAAGCUGUACUAAAUCUUGUAAUUUAAAUUUAAAUAAUUCGGAUGUUUCUAAUGAUCAUUUAUCUUUAUCAACGAUUUCAAAAGACAGUACAGAGUCAUAUGACAGUUCAGAGUUAGAUGAAAUCCAGAAUUCUUGUGAGACAACAGUUCCUAAUCAACCGAUUUAUCAGAAUUCUCAUGCUAUUGUACCAGGUAUGACUUUUCCUAAUGAUUCACAUAUUUCUAAUGAAAUUACUUGCAAUUCUGAGGAAAAUAUGUUAAAUGAACCUAAUCAUGAUCGAAAACCUGAUGUGGUUUGGAUAGAUGCUGAUUUUUCUAACGAUCCUACGCUCUGCAAUGACAGUCCUAAUGAAUUUCAUAAGAAUAUUUCAGAAGAAUCAAAUCCUGAUGUCAUAUCAUAUAUUACCUAUCCUCAUAAUGCAUUUGAUCCUUGUGAAAAACCUGCUCAAUGCGAAGCACGAGUACUAAGUGACCUCGAGUUUUAUUACAUUUCGGAUGAUUUCAUAUCAACUGCUGUUUACCCUUAUCACAAAAACAGUUCUAAUGUUUACUCUAAACAAUGUGAGAAAUAUGUUUUAAAUGAAGCCACAUUAUUCAUAACUUGGGGAUAUAAAGAUCCAAAAUUAUUUCGUGGGGAGGAUAGUGUUGAAAAUCUAUGGUUCAAAUUCUAGAUAUUAUUGAUUUCAUUACAAAACCGACAUGCUGGUUGUAUACAAUUCCAGGUGAGUCUGUUCCGAUUUCGUUUGUUAAUUCCAAUACUAAUGAGCACUUUCUAGAUACUACAAAGUUUUUAUCUUAUACAAUGUAGGACAGACUCAGGAUGAACUUAACAAGAAGACGUACAACCGAUUACAAACACUUAUACUUCUAUUUAAGCUGUGGCGGAUGUGGUGUUUGAAUUAACUAAUGAUUCUUUUGUACUUGUUGAAUGCUCGAUUUCGAAUUCUAAAUACAAUACAUUCGUUUGUG
Messenger RNA from Schistosoma haematobium, 6369 nucleotides. RefSeq lists its product as uncharacterized. Lineage: Eukaryota; Metazoa; Platyhelminthes; Trematoda; Strigeidida; Schistosomatidae. Bases 4596 to 6071 code for a protein of 491 amino acids. The transcript has a single exon. Gene Ontology annotation, molecular function: zinc ion binding; nucleic acid binding. The record is from RefSeq and is a predicted model, not a curated record.